Molecule: messenger RNA, 195 nt
Organism: Paramuricea clavata
Lineage: Eukaryota; Metazoa; Cnidaria; Anthozoa; Malacalcyonacea; Plexauridae
Source: the annotation of a GenBank genome assembly
AUGGAUAUGGUAAAUGUGAAUGAAACGGUUAAAAUAGACAGAUCACAUUGUUUGGGAAAGAGAAGAAAUGAGCCAAGUAAACCUCAACCAAUAAUAGUUAAAUUUAAUUAUCAUCAGGACUGGGAAUUUGUUAGACUUAAUGCUAAAAAUCUGAAAGGCACAAACUUUGGCAUAUCUGAACAGCUUCCCUCAGAG